Molecule: messenger RNA, 1128 nt
Organism: Nicotiana tabacum (common tobacco)
Lineage: Eukaryota; Viridiplantae; Streptophyta; Magnoliopsida; Solanales; Solanaceae
Source: RefSeq, a predicted model, not a curated record
AUGAGAGGCGCCGGGGGAAAAGAUGAAUUACUAAUGGCAUACUUCAGCCAAAGUCUGAGUGGGUACAAUAUAGACAUUGUUCCAGACCGCCUAUCUCUGAACAAGGUGGAGAAGAAACCCAGUGAAAGCUUUAGAGAAUAUGGGUUCCGAUGGAGGGAGCAAGUUUCACGAGUCAAUCCUCCAAUGGAAGAAGACGAGAUGGUUAAAUACUUUCUUCAGGCCCUAGAGCCCACUUACUAUGGACACUUGAUCUCAGCCAUUGGCAAGUCUUUCAAUGAUGUGGUGAAGAUGGGAGAAAUGGUGGAAGAAGGGCUCAAAUCGAGUAAGAUCGUGAGCUAUUCUACUAUAAAAGCAACCACCCAGGCAAUCCAGAGUGGCACCGGAAGUUUGCCAGGCAAGAAGAAGAAGGAAGAUGUUGCUAUAUUUGUCUCCGGAUCAUGGCAUGGCCAGAGGAGUUCACCUCAUCAGCCAGAGUAUAGGAGAGAGAGGCAGCAGCGGAAACAAACUUUUACCCCGCUUGGAGAGUCCUAUGCUAGUCUAUUUCAAAGGUUAAGGCAGUUGGACGUCUUGAGGCCGAUUGAGUCAAAGAUACCGAAUCCCCCUCCAAAGAACCUUGAUUAUUCCCUAAGCUGCGCAUAUUGUUCUGAUACUCCAGGGCAUGACAUAGAGAAGUGUUGGCAUUUGAAACGGGCAAUCCAGGAGCUCAUUGAUACAAACCAAAUUGUAGUCCAAAGCCCAGAUGCGCCAAACAUCAACCAAAACCCUUUGCCAGCCCAUGCAGAGAUGCACAUGAUUGAAAUAGUUCACAAGGACGGGGAGCUCAAAAGGUCUUCUAAGUCCGUCAUGAUGAUUCGGGCCAGUGAAAGCAAUUUGGUUAAAGCUCCAGACUCUACCAAAGCAACGCCCUUAGGGAUGACAGAAAAGCCAAGCUCACCCAAUUCGAAACCACCAGUGUUGGUCGUGAAAGGGCUGUCGAGAGAUACAAGGGAAAGGCCGGAAAGUUCAAAAGUGCUAGUACCAGGGAUUUCAAGUAAGCCUGUCAUAGUUGUGAAGGGGGCUCCUACUACCCCUAUCAUCAUUAAACUAGUAACCCAGCUUCCAGUGGUGGAUGCCAAGGCUGUUCCGUAG